Megalopta genalis is the source of this 3804-nucleotide messenger RNA. It is a transcript of the gene krz, whose product is annotated as beta-arrestin protein kurtz. Gene Ontology annotation, molecular function: G protein-coupled receptor binding. Gene Ontology annotation, biological process: signal transduction; G protein-coupled receptor internalization. The record is from RefSeq and is a predicted model, not a curated record. NCBI's taxonomy places the organism in Eukaryota, Metazoa, Arthropoda, Insecta, Hymenoptera, Halictidae. Gene Ontology annotation, cellular component: cytoplasm.
CGCUAAGAAUUACACGAGCGCCGAUUGAAAUUGACAUCCAUUUGUCAAGGCCUGUUUAGUCCGUGGUCGACGCUCGCGAGGGUUGCGCUUUGUUGCUGAAAAGUUAGUGCGGCAGCGAUCGCGGAUCGGCGAGCUUCUUCUCGAGCAACGCAUUUUCCCUUGGAAAAUCACGCCGCGCGUAAUAUCGUCGAUCGCGCGCACGAAGUGCGAACCCGGCGCGGUUGUCCUCGAUAAAACCCGGCCGAAUUCUAUGGACCUGAUAACGCGGAUAUUCGGAUUGUGUUGUGUCCGGCGUGUGCUGCACGCCGUUUCUCAACGCGAGCGGCGGCGCGGUUGCUUGCUUUGCUCGCGGAACGACAAAGAAUGUCCGUCAGGUGACACGAUCGCGCGUUCGCGGAACGUGAAAUCAGCGUUUCGCGUGAGCCGGUACCGAUAAUCAGAUUACACGGCUACUGCGACGAAGGGGAACGCGCUUUAAAACGCGAUUACUCGGCCGUGCUCUCGCGAUUGGAUUAUUUAUCGCGACGCUCGGCGACGCAGCCGGAAAAUUAGAAAAGCGCCCGGAGAACCGAGGUAUCCGCCGGCGGGAGCAUGCUGCAGUGGGACAGUUCGGAAUCCGAGUGCUCGGAGGCGGAGGACUCAAAUGAGUUAGGGGCCAUCGUCAGCCCCGAAAUCUCCGCGAUGGACACUGUGGACAGUACCAGCAAGCGGCAAGCUACUCGUGUCUUCAAGAAGUCGAAUUUAAAUGGAAAGAUCACGGUGUACCUCGGCAAACGGGAUUUCGUCGAUCACAUAACGCACGUCGAUCCGAUCGACGGGGUCGUGCUGAUUGACCCAGAUUACGUGAAGGAUCGCAAGGUCUUCGGCCAUGUUCUCGCCGUGUUCAAAUACGGCAGGGAGGACCUGGACGUUCUCGGGCUGUCGUUCCGCAAGGACCUCUACCUCGCGGCCGAUCAGAUCUACCCGGUGGUGCCCGGCUCGCAGCAGAGGGAGCUGACACGGCUGCAGGAGAGGCUGAUCAAGAAGCUGGGCAGCAACGCGUACCCGUUCUACUUCGAGCUGCCGCCCCAUUGUCCCGCGUCCGUCACCCUGCAACCUGCGCCCGGCGACACCGGCAAGCCCUGCGGCGUCGACUACGAAUUCAAAGCGUUCGUAGGUGAGACGCAGGACGAGAAACCGCACAAACGAGAUCUGGUCAGGCUGGCGAUACGAAAGAUCAUGUACGCGCCCUCGAAGCAGGGCGAGCAGCCUUCGGUCGAGGUUAGCAAAGAGUUCGUGAUGUCGCCGAACAAGUUACACCUGGAGGCGUCCCUGGACAAGGAGCUGUACCAUCACGGCGAGAACAUCGCCGUGAACGUGCACAUAGCGAACAAUAGCAACCGGACUGUGAAAAAGAUCAAAGUGUCCGUGAGGCAGUUCGCGGACAUCUGUCUGUUCUCGACGGCGCAGUACAAGUGCACGGUCGCCGAGGCGGAGAGCGAUAUAGGGGUAGCGCCAGGAUUCACCCUGAGCAAGGUCUUUUCUCUAAGGCCGACCCUCGCUGACAACAAAGACAAGCGAGGUCUUGCUCUAGACGGUCAGCUUAAACACGAGGACACCAAUCUAGCAUCUAGCACAAUGGAGGGGUGCCCGGUGGGGCCAGGUUUCACGCUGAGCAAAGUGUUCUCUCUGACACCGCUUCUCGCCAACAACAAAAAUAAGUGGGGGUUAGCCCUCGACGGCCAGCUCAAACACGAGGACACCAAUCUGGCGUCCAGCACCCUUGUGGUGGAUCCCUCGCAGCGCGAGAACCUUGGGAUUAUCGUCCAGUACAAGGUGAAAGUGAAGCUCUGCCUUGGGGCGCUCGCGGGUGAAUUAGUGGCGGAGCUGCCGUUCAUAUUGAUGCACCCUAAACCGGAAGAAGAGGAACCGGCGCCAUCGACGGCGCGGCCGAGCCCGACGCAGAAGGCGGACAGCGGCGAAAUACCGCUCGACACGAACCUCAUUCAGCUGGACACGGAAGCGGACGGCGACGACGACAUCAUCUUCGAGGAUUUCGCGCGGCUCAGGCUGAAAGGCGAGACGGAGGCCUGACCAAGUCGUGCCGGUACGAUCGACCUGUACGAAACAGCGAAACGUCCAAUGUUCCAGAACGCUGCGUCGCCGAUCAAGUUGAUUUCAUAAGAUACCUCGAUCCUACGAGAGGGGGGGAAUGGGAAGAUCGUGCCGCGCGAGCCACGAAACGAUACUCUCGAGACGGAGCGUGUUAGACUCUUUGUCAAGCUAAUGUUUUACGGUUUCUCGAUGAUCUUCCUAAUCAGGACUAAGGGCGUCGCACCGCCGCAACGGUCGACCAUAGAAAUUAGUUGGACGUGUAAGCUGCCCGAAUCGACCGGCGAUCUAGGAUCCAUUUACGAGCGGAGAACUUGUUUAUUAGUGUCUCGACGAGAUCGAAGAGUAGGCGACCGAUAGAACAACGUGUUAGACGUUGGAACGCCGAGAGAAGUGCGAGGACUCGCUCGCAGAAAAAUCUUAAUGUCAAGGUUAAAUUUCGGUACCGGCGAUCGAGGAGCUUAAAGACAGCGUAGCUUUCUCCCGGCUGGAUCCUAGACACGUUCGGUGGUUUUCGACAGUCCAACCAAUUCGCCGUCGACUUAACAAAGAGCUUGUUGAUACGUUGCGCCCGGACAGCUACCGUGAGAACGGCGUCGCCCGCGGAGCGUCGCGAGAAACGAGAUCGAGCAUAUCUCGAGCGGAGCCGAUCGCUGCGUGUCACGAGUAGCGUUGACAGGAAAUUGAUGGCGCGAGGGGAAUUCCUUCGCUUGCCCUUCCUCCCCGCCCCUCCACGCCCCCUGCGCCUCAUGCCAAGCAAACGCCAACGAACCGAAGUUGGAAUAAUAAAGUGGAUGCGUACAGCGUCGCUGGAUCGUCGCGUGACGAUGCAUAGGACAGCUUUUUGCCCACGACGCGUCCCCUCGCCACUUCGCUGUCUCUCUCAGCGAUCCUCCGGUAGGAGCGGCAGGGAGGGGGGAAAGUGCGCGACGACGAUUCGAGGAGCCCCACGCGCCAUCAAUUUCCUGGCAACACCGGUCACGAAGCUGUUCGUCCGGAGGGCAGCGGAAGCGUGCUCCGGAGAUCACGAAACUCGUCGCUCCAAGAGGCCGCGAGCGUGUGCUAAAGACGCGCGUGUACACGGUUCCUAUUUCAUGGGUGCGCGUGAGAUCGGAGCAUCCGUAUUUCACUUCGCGGUUGAUAUUUUCUGUGUACGGGGUGUAAGGAAAUUAUUGCACGAGAGAGAAAUGACGGGUAGCUGAGGUGAUUUGAAGAAAGUUUUUCCUUUGCGAAAAUGCGAUCCGCGGCUUCGUUUGCGAGUUACUGAUGGAAAACGGUGACCAAUGAGAGGCGAGAUUAGCUGGCGCGGGGCGGCUGAGUUAACGAGCAGGCGGAGCCUAGUUCCGCUCAGAUCUCGCCUCUCAUUGGUCACUGUUUUUCGUUGAUAACUAGUAAACGGAGCCGCGGAUUGCAUUUUCGCUAAGGAAAAAGUUACUCCAAAUGAUGCGAGGUACCCCUGAUUUCUCGCUUGUACCAUAAUUUUGAGAUACCCUAUAUGUACACAUUGUAUAUGUACGAUUCGUGUGUACAGUGAUUCACAAAGGUGUUCGUACACCUUUUAAAACGUAAUAACUUUUUUAAAAAAACUGGACUAAGUGACUUGAAUUUUUUCUAGAACUAGAACUAAACAGUGACCAAAAUGUUUUUUAAAAAUUUUGCUAUUAUUUGGAAUGACAAAAAGAGAAAAUAGAGUAACUUUUUUAUUUGAGCCUU